UCCUCAAAACAACGCUUUCCUUUCAUUGCCCCUUCCCAAUUCCCUUCCCUGGUAACCCUCUCUCUCUCUCUCUCGCGUUUCCGCUACAAUUUUCAUCGCAUCGUUAAGACUGUCAAUUGGAUCUUCAUGAGUUCAACAAUCACUGGAGGAUACUUCGUUUCCUGUGUCUCGGGAAACAAGAACGACGACGACCUUUUCUGCUGGGUUUUGCUCUGCUUGCUGCCAAAGUUUUUGGGAACUCCAUUUGCCUACAUCAAUUUUCUCUUGAUUCAGGCCAUUGACAGGAGUCCAUCAGCGGUGGGGGUUUUGGGAAGCGUCGGGGUGGUUAACCUGUAGUCUUGAUUACUUUGGUCAUCAGCAUAUCUAGAUCCCUUUUUUUUUUUUGAUUGGGGAGAAAUGGUUUCCUCUCAGUUUUCUGGUUUGACUAUGGCUGGCGGCGGCAGAUGCAAACCGCAGUUACUCUUUCCUAAGAACCUUCCUGAUACUGUGAACACGGAGCAUAUUGAGCUAGAUUUCUCUGAUGUCUUUGGUCCAGUUACGGUGGAUUUGAAUAACAUUGAUUCCUCUACUGGUGAGCCUGUGGAGGAAGUGAACGAGCUGGUUUAUGAUGACCCGCCGGUCAUUUACACACGCUCACAUUCUCUGGUUGGCCCUUCGACUUGUGUUAGUCAAUCACUUAAGCUUGGCAAGCUCACCAUACAUGAGACCGAGGAUUCGUUGGAACUGGUGGAGCAUGUCACUGGAGAGACCAUUAAAGACAUCAAAGAUUCUUCCUUUGUCGAUGAAUCAGUGAAAGAUGAAUAUGGGAAUCUCAUGAAGAUCCAGAGAGUUAGCAUUGAUGAUUUUGAGAUUUUGAAGGUUGUGGGGCAGGGUGCAUUUGCAAAAGUAUAUCAGGUGAGGAAAAUGGGUACUUCAGAAAUAUACGCUAUGAAGGUUAUGCGGAAGGAUAAGAUUAUGGAGAAGAACCAUGCUGAAUACAUGAAAGCUGAGAGGGAUAUUUGGACGAAGAUUGAACACCCUUUUGUUGUUCAACUCAGAUACUCUUUUCAGACAAAAUACAGGCUGUAUCUUGUACUGGAUUUCGUAAAUGGGGGUCAUCUCUUCUUCCAGCUUUAUCACCAAGGCCUUUUCAGAGAGGAUCUAGCACGCAUAUACACUGCCGAGAUUGUUUCUGCAGUUUCCCAUCUCCAUUCAAAUGGCAUAAUGCACAGGGAUCUAAAACCUGAAAAUAUCCUACUAGAUGCUGAUGGCCAUGUUAUGUUGACUGAUUUUGGCUUAGCAAAACAAUUUGAAGAGAGUACAAGAUCAAAUUCGAUGUGUGGUACAUUAGAGUACAUGGCACCUGAAAUUAUUCUUGGCAAGGGCCAUGAUAAGGCUGCUGAUUGGUGGAGCGUAGGUGUUCUACUGUUUGAGAUGCUUACUGGAAAGCCGCCUUUUUGUGGUGGGAGCCGUGACAAAAUUCAGCAGAAGAUAGUUAAAGACAAGAUGAAGCUGCCAGCAUAUUUGUCAAGUGAAGCACAUUCCCUGUUGAAAGGGCUGCUACAGAAGGAAGCAACUAAGCGCUUAGGUAGUGGAACCCGGGGGGUUGAGGAAAUUAAGGGCCACAAGUGGUUUAAGCCAAUCAAUUGGAAGAAGUUGGAAGCACGAGAAAUUCAACCAAGCUUUAGGCCAGAUGUAGCUGGUAAGCACUGUGUUGCCAACUUUGAGAAGCGCUGGACUGAUAUGCCUGUUGUGGACUCGCCAGCUGCCAGCCCCAAUGGUGGAAAUCCCUUUAAGGACUUCUCUUAUGUGAGGCCUGCAGCCUCUUUUCUUCAAAGGAAUAGCCCUGCUUACUGACUUGACAGCUUGAACUGCCAUUGGCUUAAGAUGCACACGUUUACGUUUUUGUUUUUGUUCUCAUUUGGUAGUUGCUGUAUUUGGAUGCGUGAACGGUGAUAAACUGUCAUAAUUGCCAACAUGAACAUUUUCUUGUGCCCUUAGAACUUGUGUGAACUUUGCAGGUUGCGAGUUCAGUCACUUAUUUAUGUGCCUUGCGGCUCUCCCCAAUUGUAUUGACUAUUGAGCCUUUAUGCGUGCAGAAAGUAAAUUUUUUAUUUUAUACA
Cajanus cajan (pigeon pea) is the source of this 2102-nucleotide messenger RNA. RefSeq names its product serine/threonine-protein kinase AtPK1/AtPK6. The record is from RefSeq and is a predicted model, not a curated record. Lineage: Eukaryota; Viridiplantae; Streptophyta; Magnoliopsida; Fabales; Fabaceae. Gene Ontology annotation, biological process: protein phosphorylation. Gene Ontology annotation, molecular function: protein serine/threonine kinase activity; ATP binding.